This is a messenger RNA of Coniophora puteana RWD-64-598 SS2, 1278 nucleotides long. RefSeq lists its product as uncharacterized. Bases 1 to 1278 code for a protein of 425 amino acids. The transcript has 7 exons. Lineage: Eukaryota; Fungi; Basidiomycota; Agaricomycetes; Boletales; Coniophoraceae. The record is from RefSeq and is a predicted model, not a curated record.
AUGAACUGGGUGCCAGGGCGAAACGGCACACCACCUCCGUAUUACCAUUCUACAGUGGACGCUGGGAUCGACACCCCCAUCGAAAGACGCCACAUCACCGAGAGGGAGCCUCUAUUACCUCCGCGCGAUGAUCGGAACGAUCAGAGCUCUCGGGGUAAAAGGAGCUUCUCGCUCAAAGGGCUUGCGCUAUGCGCAAUCGUCGCACUCAUAGCCGGCAACAUUGUGGGUCCUAUCCUCGCCGUCAAGAAUGUCAAGCUCGACACCUGCCCGGAAGCAGAGGAGAUGGACCGCCUCCGUGACAAAUGGGCACUCGAGGAGCACAUGCAUGGGGUGGCCGUGGAGCAGCGAGAGCAACUCUACGAGCUUUGGCGUGUGGAGGACGCUGCACAUACAGCGAAGAUCAGGUUUUGGGGUGAAGAAGAUCUCGAACGGGAGGAGGUCCGCAAAGGGUGGCGUCAGGAGGUCAUCAAGCAUGAGCACGAGGAGCAAGAGCGGGAAGAGGUGCGGAAGGAGUGGCAGCACGAGAUGGUCGAGCAUAAGCGCUCCGAGCUGGAGCGGCAGCAGCGGGAAGCGCGGGAGCACGAGGAGGUACGCAGGGAGUGGGAGCAAGAGGUCAGCGAGCACGAAGAUGAAGAGCGCGCGAGGCGGAAGAGAGAGUUGGAAGAGCACGAGGAGGUGCGUAGGGAAUGGGAGCAAGAGGUUGAAGAUCACAAACGUGAGGAGCGUGAGAAGCGGAAAAGAGAACUGGAAGAGCACGAGCAUUCCGAACAUGAGCGCCAGAAACGAGAGGAACAGGAGCGCGAGGAGGUACGGAGAAAGUGGCAGAGAGAGGUACUGGAGCAUGAACGCGAGGAACGCGAGAGGAGAAAGAGGGAGUUGGAGGAGCGCCAAAAGAUGGACUUCUUCUGGGCGGAUGUCGAGGCGUCGCACUGCUUCGAACAACGCGUGGAGGCGUGUAAGGAAACGCCACUGAGCAUCAGCGGCCAGAUGAAGGAACCUGUCCACUGUGAAGACAAAGCUGGUCUAGGCGUGUACGGUACCUGGGAGGAGGGAGGAGACGCUACAUGUAGUACGUACUUUGACUGGUUUAAGGACAAGGGGUGUACGGCUCCGAACUCGGGCUUGCGGAGAUACGAGAUGUAUAUGGAGAAUCUUCGCCCGGGAGAUGAUUGGGAGGCUAUGUGUAAAAGCACACCAGCCACCUUCCUGGAGACAUACUUCGCUCAUCCCGACUCUUGCUCCCAAUGGCAGGGAGUUAAGGCUGCUCCGCCCGGCUAG